AUGCUGGAGCUGUCGUCUGCUCGAGGAGGAGGAGGUGGCCAUGGCGGAGGAGGCCAUGGUGGAGGAGGCCAUGGCGGAGGAGGCCGUGGCGGAGGAGGUCGUGGAGGCGGCCGUGGUGGCGGUCGAGGAGGUUCCGGAAGACCUGGUGGCUUUGGUGGUGGAAGACCUGGCUUCGGUGGCGGACGACCUGGUGGCUUCGGUGGUAGGAGACCUGGCUUUGGAGGACCUUUUAGAGGUGGCUACGGCCGACCAUUUGGCGGCUAUGGCGGCUAUGGCGGCUAUGGCGGCUAUGGCGGCUAUCGAGGAUAUAGAUCCUAUGGCUAUGGUGGCGUCGGACUUGGCGUGCUGCCGCUGCCUGUGCCUGUCUCCUAUCCGUGUCGUCGCCCAUAUCCCUACGACUACUACUACGACGACUACUAUUAUUGCUAG
Molecule: messenger RNA, 429 nt
Organism: Drosophila navojoa
Lineage: Eukaryota; Metazoa; Arthropoda; Insecta; Diptera; Drosophilidae
Product: glycine-rich cell wall structural protein-like
Source: RefSeq, a predicted model, not a curated record